This is a messenger RNA of Menidia menidia (Atlantic silverside), 243 nucleotides long. Lineage: Eukaryota; Metazoa; Chordata; Actinopteri; Atheriniformes; Atherinopsidae. The record is from the annotation of a GenBank genome assembly.
ACAGGAAACAGAUGGAAGUCGCACCCAUGAAGACGCUGACUGCAUCGUGGCCUCGGGCCCUCUGCUCUGGACGGAGCAGGUUAUUAAACCUAGUGAUCUGGUCCUGCUUUUCAACAGGAAGUCGCGCUGUCUGCAGGGCAAAACGAAGAAGAAGGAGUUCUCGCGAUAUCUGCUGCGGUGCAACAGUAAUCGGUCGUCCCCGAGCCGGGUUCAUCCGACACCCUCACCAAUCAAGCUGAACUG